AUGCUCAAGCAAUUGAUCCUACUCGCUGCCAUGGGUAUUUCCUUUGGUAGCCUCGCAGCUACGACCUGCUACAUCCAAGCCAAUAGCGGUGAUUCAUGUGACUCGACCACUGGCGGAGUGGUCAGCAUCGGAAACAACGAGGAUGUGGGGGCAUGCAUCGGGAUCGCGGGCAAGGCCCCACGCUACUCCUUCUACUCGAACUGCCCAGACGACAUCACGUGUGUUUUCUAUGUGGAUGCAGGCUGCAAUGGCGAUUACUAUAGAGAUCCUUCCAUCACGCCGGGGUGCAAUUCUAUCCCAAAUUUGAUUGAUAAUGGCAAGACUAUUCGUCCCCAGUCGAUGUACUGCGGUAAACAGGAUUCUAGCUAG
Messenger RNA from Penicillium verhagenii, 369 nucleotides. RefSeq lists its product as uncharacterized. Bases 1 to 369 code for a protein of 122 amino acids. The record is from RefSeq and is a predicted model, not a curated record. The transcript has a single exon. NCBI's taxonomy places the organism in Eukaryota, Fungi, Ascomycota, Eurotiomycetes, Eurotiales, Aspergillaceae.